AUGCCACGCACCCGCGGGGACAAGGGGACCCCCAAGGACACGGAGCCCCCGCAGAAGGAGAAAGGCGGGGGCGAGGCGGGGGAGAAACCCCCCCAAGCCCCCGAGGAGGCCCCGGCCCACAAGAAUUCCGGCUCCGAGUCCCGGCACGGCAGCCACGGGCAGAAGAGCGGCAAGAAGGGCCCCGUGGACCCCCACGCUGCGGCCACCAAGACCUACUCCCCUUUCCUCAACACCGUCUUCGGCAAGGAGCGGGAGCUGUCGCCGGAGGAGCUGGAUGAGCUGCUGGACGCCUUCAAGGAGUUCGACACGGACCAGGACGGGUACAUCAGCUACAAGGACCUCGGCGAGUGCAUGCGGACGCUGGGGUACAUGCCCACCGAGAUGGAGCUCAUUGAGAUCUCCCAGCAUAUCAAGAUGAGGAUGGGCGGGCGCGUGGACUUCGAGGACUUUGUGCAGAUGAUGGGGCCGAAGCUGCGGGAGGAGACGGCGCACAUGGUGGGCGUGAGGGAGCUCAAGAUCGCCUUCCGGGAGUUCGACAUGAACGGGGAUGGGGAGAUCAGCACGGCCGAGAUGCGCGAGGCCAUCGCAGCCCUGCUCGGGGAGCAGCUCAAGGCACAGGAGGUGGAUGAGAUCCUGCAGGACGUGGACCUCAACGGGGAUGGGCAUGUGGACUUCGAUGAGUUUGUCAUGAUGUUGUCGUCCCGAUAA
Empidonax traillii (willow flycatcher) is the source of this 708-nucleotide messenger RNA. RefSeq names its product calcium binding protein 4 (gene CABP4). NCBI's taxonomy places the organism in Eukaryota, Metazoa, Chordata, Aves, Passeriformes, Tyrannidae. The transcript has 6 exons. The record is from RefSeq and is a predicted model, not a curated record. Bases 1 to 708 code for a protein of 235 amino acids. Gene Ontology annotation, molecular function: calcium ion binding.